AUGUCGAGACUCUGGGGGGAGGUCUCGCGCGAAGCCGAGGUCUACCGGGCCCUCCAGCGUGCCCAAGAAUCGGCGGUUCCCGUCUUCAUCGGGACGAUCAACUCGGCCCAGACUUACUUCCUCCACGGCGCGGGAAGGAUCCGUCAUAUGCUCCUCAUGGGCUGGGGUGGCGAAAGCGUGGGCCAUACGCUAUACCGUAAGGGGCGGGUGGAUGACCGGCGGCGGCAGGCGGUUGCGGGCGGCAGAUGGGGCGGUGCAAAGGGAGCCGUUUACCGCGCCCAGCUUGCCGUCCGUUCUUUUACCUUGUCGCAGUUGCGUUUUUCUUCGGGCCAUGGUUUAUUGUCUCUGUGGGUUCCGCGUCCCUGGUUUCUGGUUCCUCCAAGCCCGUCGUCCCUGGAUCGCGAUCCUCAGCGGACCGUGGUCCGUUGUGGCUCAUCGUCAACGGCUGCUAGUCCCCGAUGGGUCUCGGUCCGCACAUCUUGGUCUCCUUAG
Molecule: messenger RNA, 492 nt
Organism: Aspergillus thermomutatus
Lineage: Eukaryota; Fungi; Ascomycota; Eurotiomycetes; Eurotiales; Aspergillaceae
Exons: 2
Coding region: 1-492 (163 amino acids)
Source: RefSeq, a predicted model, not a curated record